Molecule: messenger RNA, 753 nt
Organism: Gilbertella persicaria
Lineage: Eukaryota; Fungi; Mucoromycota; Mucoromycetes; Mucorales; Choanephoraceae
Product: CWC16 protein
Exons: 4
Coding region: 1-753 (250 amino acids)
Biological process (GO): mRNA splicing, via spliceosome
Cellular component (GO): U2-type catalytic step 1 spliceosome
Source: RefSeq, a predicted model, not a curated record
AUGUCUGAACGUAAGGUCCUGAACAAAUACUUUCCUCCCAACUUUGAUCCCUCACAGAUCCCUAGACAAAAAAAGCCCAAGGAUCUACAACACAAAGUACGUCUCAUGUCGCCUUUUUCAAUGCGAUGUGAGAGUUGUGGUGAAUACAUCUACAAGGGUAAAAAGUUCAACGCUAGAAAAGAAACAGUAGAAGGAGAGACUUAUUUGAACAUCAAGAUUUAUCGAUUUUAUAUAAGAUGUCCACGUUGUUCAGCCGAGAUUACGUUCAAGACAGAUCCUAAAAACACAGACUACGUAGCAGAACAUGGUGCCACACGUAACUUUGAACCUUGGCGUAACGAUGAAGACAAAAAGUCUAGUUCUGAAGAAGAAGAAGAUCCCAUGAAAUCACUCGAGAGUCGCACACUGGACUCGAAGCGAGAAAUGGAAAUCAUGGAUGCAUUAGAUGAAAUCCGCACAAGAAAUGCGCGCUCUGAACGUGUGGAUGUGGAUGAAGUCUUGAAUCGAUUCUCGACUGAAGAUAAAGCAGAGAUCAGUGAACGCAUGAAAGUAGAGGAAGAAGAAGAUGAAAAACAAGCCAAGGCAGUCUUUCAGAGUGGCGAUGGAGAACAAGUGCGUAAACUCAAGCAGGCAGAACCAGACGCUAUCAGUCUAGUGAAUCAUCAAGCCAAGAAAGCAACCGACAAGUCCAUUAGUGACUGUCAAGAAAAAGAAACAAGACACCAAUGGGUUGUCUUUACUGGCAGGUUAUGA